ACUGCUUCCGUUGUCCGGUUUUAUACUUCCGGUUACUCAAAGCCGGAGCCAGCGUUCAGUCGUUGCUAGCAACAAGAUCAGUUACUUUGUGCGGUAAUAAGUGGCUUUACCUGUUCGAGGAUGAGCUCGGGUUCAACGUGUGCUGUUGUCGGCUGCCACAAUAAUUCAAGAAAACUGAAAAACGCAUUAGAAACAUUUUGCCUUGAGCAUCAACAACUUAGAAAGGCCUGUCCGUGCCCACCGCCCUACGCACUGCACUCUAUGCCGCGGAAGGAGGAUCGGAAACUAGCGUGGCUGGCAGCUUUAAGACUCAAACACCCUCCAAAGAGAGUUUAUGUUUGCUCCUUUCAUUUUAUCGACAAAAAGCCCACAGAGCUACACCCCGACCCGGAGCUUUAUCUGGGCUAUGACCGACCCCCACCAAAGAAAAGAAGAAAGCUCACUCGGACUACUUUGAGUGUGACAGCUUCCAGUGAUACGAACAACACAGAAUCUGUACCCGACUCCACAGUGUUACGUUCAGUGGAAUUAGACCAGGCCAGCAUCUCCACACAACCCCCUGAGCCACAUCUGCACUCAGUCCACACACAGUGGGAGGAUCCUUCGCAACAAGACCAUCAAUACUGCAACAGGUCUCGCAGAAAAGAUGUGCAGGAUAAGAUGACUCAGUGUGAUGAAGUUGCAUAUUUCAUUCUUCAAAAUGAUGCAGACGCUUUGCUGUACACUGGGAUAGCCUUAGAAACAUUUAACACACUUGUGUCGACACUGGAAGGAUAUGACAACAAUGAAUUUACAGUGCCUGUGCGAGAUCAAGUCCUCAUGACACUUAUGAAAUUAAAGAGUAACCGUGUAAUAGGUGACCUAAGCCGCCAGUUUCAUAUAUCACAAAGCAUGGCCAGCAAGAUCAUCUCACACUGGUUAGACAAGCUGGAGGAAGUUCUCCGACCAUUAAUUCCAUGGCUGCCAAAAGAAACUAUUCAAGCAACUAUGCCUGAAGCCUUCAAGAAGAACUUUCCAAAUACUGCAUGCAUUAUAGACUGCAGUGAGACCCUUUUACAGAAACCCAGAAAUCUGGGCUCAAGAGGGAAUUCAUACAGCCAUUAUUAUUCACACAACACAGUCAAAUAUUUGGUUGCUGUUGCACCAUGUGGACUAAUCAUGUUUGUGUCUGCAGCAUAUGGCGGCCGAUGUAGUGACAAAUUUAUCACAAUGGACUCUGGAAUAUUAACAUACCUAAAACCUGGUGAUGAAGUCAUGGCAGAUAGAGGUUUUACAAUUAAAGACUUACUCUUUGAGAGAAAAGUUAGAUUAGUAAUACCCGCUUUCACAAAAAAACGUAGACAGCUAACUGAGGAACAGGUAACAUACACACGUCGGAUUGCAAAUGUAAGAAUCCAUGUUGAAAGAGCAAUCAGACGCUUGAAAGUCUACAAAAUACUUUCACAAAUUGUUCCUAUAAGCAUGGCUCCUAAAGUAGACAAGAUACUGAGAAUAUGUGCUGCUCUAGUGAACUUAAGAGAGGAUCUCAUUCGUGAUAUACAAUAAUUGUGUAUGUUAUGAACAAUUGUGGACUCGGGGAUAUUAAGAUGGUUACUCAGGACAUCAAGUUGUGUAGUGCAAUGUAAUUAUUUUAAAGUUAAAAUUUGAUGUACAUAUAUGUAGAGAGUAAAUAAUUCCCUUUUUUAUCUUCUGUUCUAGAAGAAAGGUUAUGCAAUCAAUUGAACACUUUUUUAUUCAACCACAAUGUGAUAAGUUCUUCAAAUGAAAAAAAAUGUUUUUCUCAAAUCUACAAUAAUUAGUUGUGCAUUCUUGACAUUUUUUUUGUGUUGGAAGAUUGCAGAAAUACAGAACUAUUCACUACAUUUAUUGUUGUCAGUUUGUCAUUCAUUUCCCACCAUAUGUUACAACUAUGUACAUUUUAGUUGUAUUGAAAUAUUUAACAGAUUUCAUAUUGAAUGUCUCCUUUCAUUCACAAGACAGAGACCAAACUCUGCAGACAUGUUGGUGUCUGACUGUCCCAUUUAUAGUUGUAACAUGCAUUAAACCUUGCCCAUUAUCUUCAAGUAUCUCUCAUUUAACUGAAACCGUCCUGCUGCAUACUCCUCUACAAGUCGAGGUAAGAAAUAUGAGAAGUAAAACCCUCUCAAGCGCUUUACUUGUUCCUUUACAAAUGCUUCAUCAUAUUGCACUGUAAAUGAAACAUGCUCACUAGG
Messenger RNA from Oreochromis aureus, 2213 nucleotides. RefSeq lists its product as uncharacterized. The transcript is spliced from 2 exons. Bases 121 to 1545 code for a protein of 474 amino acids. Lineage: Eukaryota; Metazoa; Chordata; Actinopteri; Cichliformes; Cichlidae. The record is from RefSeq and is a predicted model, not a curated record.